UUUUUUUCUACGGCCAUGCCUCCGCCUCUUCCAUUACCUUCAUCCUUCCCAGCUGCUCCCGAAGUUCUACUUCCGCAACAGGUACGGAAACCGGAUACGAAUUUACUACAGAGCAGCAACAACAACGACCCUUGGCCAAAAGCUUUUUCUCCCGAACUAGAACAAGAACAAACUUUAGACAUCAAACAGCAAAAUCAGGAAUCUUUGUCCCAGCAUAAACAACAGCCGUAUGAAGAAUCACAACAACAGGGGCAACAAUCUUUUCCUCUCUAUCAACAUCAGCAACCUUUCAUACAACUACCUACUAUAAUUGCCUCUCCUUCCUCAACACCAUCAUCGUCGAUUAUACCCCCUUCCUUAUCAACCUAUCCUACAGUCUUCCAAAGCUCACUUGAACAAUAUCCAAUUAGCGAUCCACAGCAACCGUCUUUUCCUUCACCUCCAGUGUCGGAUGACGAAGACAUUACGUGGUUCGUGAUCUUGCUUCUCGCGAUAGCUAUCAUCAUUACAAUCGCCACUGUUAUUCGAUCCUGUGGCCAAAAGGCUGGAUGGCUCACAGGAUCUUCAUCAUCGUCGCAGUCAUCAUCUCAGAGCAGUCGUCAUGGUGGAGGAAGUGCUGGGCGCGGAGGUAGAGGAGGUCGAGGUUAUGGAGCGCACCCCAUUCCAAAUUGGGAAGAGGAUCCGGAGGCGACUGAAGAAAGGCUGGCUGCCCUGUCAGAUAGUGAACGACAAGCAUAUGAUGCUGCACAUGCCUUCCAAUUAGUCCAUCCACCCAACAGUAUACCUACAGACAUCUCGCUAUCUCAAUACCUCUCAAUUCAGGAAAAGGGCGUUUCCGCAUGGGAGUUUGAGGCGUCUUAUGAUCAUCAGCUCUAUGUCCACGACAGGACGGAGCUCUCAUUCUUUGACCAGAUCGCGUGUGUUCAAACUAAUUUGCCUUUACCAAAGCAGCAGGAGGUAUACUAUUGGGAAGUCAAGAUGUUUGAAAAGAGUCCCAACACCAUUGUUUCUGUCGGUGUCACCACCAAGCCCUAUCCAACAACUAGGUUACCAGGAUGGAAUCGUCAUUCAGCAGGAUACUUUUCUCACAAUGGACAGAAAUACUGCAACUCUCUCUGGAGUGGUCACACAUAUGGUCCCAUUUACUUUGAGGGAGAUGUUAUUGGAUGUGGAUACCGACCACGGCACGGUACUAUCUUUUUCACACGCAAUGGCAAACGUAUCGAAGAUGCUUACACGGGUUUUGGAAGGAUGAAUCUGUUUCCGACUGUGGGGGCAACAGGGCCAUGUGUAUUACAUGUAAACUUUGGGCAGUCAGGAUUUGUAUUUGUAGAGGCCAAUGUCAAGAAAUGGGGUCUAGCACCUGCAAGUGGAUCACUGGCCCCUCCUCCUGCAUAUGGUAGUGAGAUGGGCUCGAUCCUGUUGGAGGCAGCGGGAUCUGAUCCGAAUCAUCAUUUGGGUUCCAUAGGCGGCAGCUCACUUGUUUCUAGAGGUAGACCGAUACUUCAGUCAGGCUCUUCCAGAACACGGGUACACAGCGCAGGAGCAUCACGAUUCGAGGAUCUAUCGUCACGAGUGGCAACGACAAAUGGAGUUGGAACUGGCGAAGGUGUUGGCUCAAACUCUGGAGCUGAGAUACAGAAUGGUGAUCGGACAUCAGCAUCGCCGGUCCGGAUCUCGAUUGGCACCAUGUUGCCGCCCCCACCCAACUAUUCGAGUUUGGAUCGGUAUGGACACCCACGGUACAACGAUGUUACGGCUACAGAACAAGGGACGGAUGGCCAUGGAUACAGCCAUAGUCCUGGAGAUGCUGAGGAUGAUGAUGCUAGUAGUAUUACAAGUACACAAAGCGAUGAAUCUGCGACAUUUUUGUUGGCUAACGCUCAACGUGAAGAAGUGCAUCAUGUUGAAUCAAUGAACAGUUUUGAAUAAAGAAAGCGCUGUGGGCGAUAUUGUAU
This is a messenger RNA of Lobosporangium transversale, 1958 nucleotides long. RefSeq names its product concanavalin A-like lectin/glucanase domain-containing protein. The transcript is spliced from 3 exons. The record is from RefSeq and is a predicted model, not a curated record. The coding region runs from base 16 to 1932 and encodes 638 amino acids. Gene Ontology annotation, molecular function: protein binding. NCBI's taxonomy places the organism in Eukaryota, Fungi, Mortierellomycota, Mortierellomycetes, Mortierellales, Mortierellaceae.